GGAUAUUACUGCAGACACAUUUAACCUGGACCGGUACUUCAAGGUCGUUCUCUUAAACAUCAAAUGAUGAUAACAACUAGGCGUUUACUGAAGUAUAUCCACUUGAAGAAAUUGUGUUCAAGAGGUAUUCAAUGUUAUUCUGGAGAAGCUGGUUCUUGUUCAUCAACAGGUGCUUUUCAUCCUAGACCAAUAAUGACACCACUUGGUUUAAUUAAAGUUGUUGGUGCUGUAUUACCUUCAAUUUAUCUUGGUUCAUUUAUAAGUAGAAGUGGAGCAGAAUUUCUAGAAGAGAAUGAUAUUUUCGUUCCAGAAGAUGAUUAGAAGAAGAAUUAGACAAAACUUACUGCCAUAUUAUUUCUUUUCUUCAUUAAUUAUUUUUUUGUUUGUUUGUUUGUUCACACAAUUAGUUUUGUUAAGAGUUAGUUAUUUUAUUGUGAAAAUUUUUUUUUCAAAGAAUGUUUUCACUGACUGAUGAGAGAAGCUUAUGUUGUUUUAACUUCUACAAAACUCUUGUAUGACUCAAAUGCUUUUACUAAUAAUAUGUGGUACAAGUUAAUGCAUAGCAUGAUCUUUAACUUUUAUAAUUAUGUGAUAAUAUUCGUGUAUUAGAAAGAGAUACCAAAUAAAACUACUUAUAUAUAUAUAUAUGAUAUCAG
This is a messenger RNA of Trichobilharzia regenti, 656 nucleotides long. The record is from the annotation of a GenBank genome assembly. NCBI's taxonomy places the organism in Eukaryota, Metazoa, Platyhelminthes, Trematoda, Strigeidida, Schistosomatidae.